AUGGCUACUGCAGUAGCGUCUUCCUACAGCGUUGGUGAUUUGUCUCAGGAAGGAUGUCGGCGAACACCUCAAGUCUAUCAGAGUAUUCUUCCAUUACGGCGCGAACGAUCGAUGUUGGAUACGGAAUUUCUUCGAAGUCAAAAAACCAAUUCAGUCAAUUCUUCUGGUUUACCACUUCGAUCUUCAGCUUUCGCUGGGGAAAAACAAUACGAACGAAAACAGAUUUCAACACAAAAUCGCUCAGCUAAAUCGGAUGAAAUCUUUCAAUUGAUUGAACGAAAAUUGCAAACCGGUAUUCAUGGUGUGCGACAUUUAUUUCGUGCCAAUGACCCAAAUCGGGCAGGAAAACUAUCGAGAGAAGGAUUUCGACGAGUAUUAGGACAAUUAUGUGGUUAUAUUAACAAUGAAGAAUUUGAAAAAGCUGCAAAAAUGUUCCGUAUGGGCGAUCGGGAUGCCACGAUAACAUUCGAAGAGUUUGUUUCCUACUUUCCUGAAAAUGAGAAAGUGAAACAUGAGUUAGCAGCAUUUUAUUCUGAACGUCAGAAUUCCUCACUACUAACUCUCAGCCAAAAUUUACCAACAAGCCAGUCAAAACGUUUUUUACCUCGAUUGACUGCCAGCUAUUGUUAUUCAUUAAUGAAGGCAAGAUGUCGUGAUCCAUCAUUUGUACCUAAUGAUUAUUUCCCCAAUGAUUGUCUCAACGACGGUCUGAUUAUUCGUGAUCAUUUGAAAAUCAUCUUGAAAAACUUUCAUCUGGACGACAUUAUUAAUAAUGAAAAAGAAUUGGAGAAACUUUGGGCAAAAUUCGAUUUGGAUAAUGUCGGUAUGGUUCGAACCAAUGUCUUUCUUCGUCUAUUAGAUUAUGGUGUUAAUCUUGCCGAUGAAAUUAACGCGAAUAUUCAAAGAUUAGCUACCGAUCGAAGUACACCGUACGCUUCCGCGAUUAUCGAAGGAUCAUACGCGAAGAAAAAGCGACCAGUAACAACAAAUAAGCGUCGAGAAGAGAAUGCCGAUGAUACACAGAAGAAAUAUACAACACCACUGCCAUCGGAUGAAUCAGAAGAUGAAACAACGGUCCGAUCAAGUGUAGGGCCAUCAUCAACGAACAUGUCAUUGAAAACAUUAGCAACAAAAUAUCGAAUGUUGGUACUGAAACAUAGAAGAUUAGUCAAACAAUUGAAUGAAGGCGAUGAUUUCAUUCCAUUCUUAGACCGAAAGGUUAACGAAGGUUAUUAUUGUUUGAAAACCAUCUUUUCUUACUUGGAUCCAGAUUAUACUAAUUUCAUUACAAAAGAGCAAUUGAUCGCUGUUCUCCAUCAAUUCGAUAUUCCUUUGACAUUUGAGAAUGUCGAUCAAUUUUUACAAAAAUAUCAUUGUAAAACAGCGAAAAACACGAACAACGAAACAAUCAUUGAUUACAAUGCAUUUUUGAAAUACUUCCAAGACCGUUCGGAUUCUAGUUUUCUUGCUCGGGCAGUGGGCGAUUUGAAAAAGGAUAAAUCAAAAAUCCCUCCAUCAAACCUAACGGAGGUUGAAGAUAGUCUGAUUGAUUUAUUACACGAUACUUUUCUUUCCCUAACAGCCGCGAUGAUCAAUUAUGUUUCGAGAGAUAAUGGUGAUUUAUGUACUGAAAAAGAAUUCUUUCUUGUCUUGAAAAAGGAACUUGGUAUUGCUGAUACUUAUCAAUUUACUGAUUAUCAAAAAGAUGAAAUUUACAAUGCACUGAACUGUACGAAUGAUAUGCGACAAAAACGACAUAUACCAUACAAACGUUUUCUCUACUUGAUCAUCAAACCAACAAUUGUACCACAAAAAGAACGAACUACCGAAAAGAAACCUCUGGAAAAGAAAUCAGCACAAAAACCAAUGACACCGCCACGAAAUUUAUCCUACAUUGAGAAAACCUUAUAUGAUCUAAUUCGUCUUCGUAUGCAUUCGUUUACAAAAGCAUUUUCAAAUAUUGACCAACCUCGAACAGAUCGAAUUAACAAAGAACAAUUCUACAAAGUCCUUCAAGAUGUGGAAACUGAUCUAACACAAUCGGAAGCGAAUUUAGUAUGGGCAGCAAGUGGCUUUCGUAUGGAUAGAAGUGUUCCAUUUGCAAAUCUCAUUCGACAAAUGGUCAUGUUUACUCAUGACGAAAAACAUGCAGCAGUCAAACAAUUGCAACGUUCUCAAGCAGCACAUGGCCGUUUAGCUUAUUCGGCACCCCGAACAGCAUCAUCGAGAAAUAUCGGAUCAUCAGGACGUUUGAGUGAACUUGUUUGCGUUAAUCAAUCGGUAGAUUAUCGAGAAUUAUACAAUCGCAUUCUUCCUUAUAUUCGCCAAAAUUAUACUCGAAUCAAAAAUGAUUUGCUUAACAAUGAUCCAACAGCUUGUGGCUUAGUCGAUUUCUCUAUCUUACGAGAUAUAUUGAAUCAAUAUGCAGUGCCUGUUAGCGAAGACGAAUUAGGUGCACUCGUUCGUCUAGAUGAUCCACGGAAUGGAUCAAGAGUUCAAUAUCCAUUUUUCAUACGAAAAUAUCAUCCGGAUGGACCUGUUAUACGAAUUAGUCCAUGGUUACGUGUACAUCCAAUCUACGAACAAAUCGUUCAGAAACAAUACGCAAAACGACCCGCCAAAGAAGUUCAUGAUCAACGAACACAGAACUCACGUGAUUUGAAAAAUCUUAUGCGAUUGUUUCAAUCCUAUGAUAAAUCACGAAAAGGUUAUUUAACAAAUGACGAAUAUAUUUCGUUACUGCAUGACAAUGAUGUUAAUUUGAAGAAAACCGAUGAAGAUUACUACCAAGUCUUUUCGAAAUAUGACCGACAAUUACGUGAUCAGUUCAAUUAUAUCGAUCUUUUCCGCACCAUAAUUGACACGAUUAUGUCUUAA
Adineta ricciae is the source of this 2877-nucleotide messenger RNA. The record is from the annotation of a GenBank genome assembly. Lineage: Eukaryota; Metazoa; Rotifera; Eurotatoria; Adinetida; Adinetidae.